UCAGGCUCCCAAUCUACACUUCAGUUCUGUGGAAGAGUCCUACUCGCCUUGCUCUCUCUCUCUCUCUCUCUCUCCCUAUGUUUGUGUGUGUGUGUGCGCCCCUGUCCCUCCCUCAGGCAGUGGUGGGAUUUUGUAAGGUUCAACCAUUUGAACCUGAUAGCCUCGAAGCAAGCUCACAGCCGGAGAGCAGGUGAAGGCUCGCCAAAGUCUCACCACUCACCUUGAAAGUGAGGGAGGUCAUGAGGAUUAUCAGUUAAACGAAUUCGUUCAAUCGAAAUCUUUGACACUGUCUUGAUCGUCAAAUGUUCCUGAGUGCGCGAAAGUCUGAGCACGAACAAGCUGACAAGCUUAUGCUUAGUUCAUUAGUGAGAAGAAUUUAUUCAUUACAUGAAUCAACAUUGUCAAUUCGAUUACGCAAGUCGAAGGAAUAAUUAGAAUUUAAUUCCAUUGGCAUUUAUAUCUGGAGGCAAGAAAAUAUGAGAGUAAUGAGAGAUAACGGUGGGAUUUGAGUAAAGUCUAUCUGCUAAGAUGGGGCUGCUGCGAGCUGGGGCGAGUAGCAAAACUUCAGCUCUAUGGAUCGUGGUCACCCUGUUGCUCAAUCAAGUUAUCUCGAAAGCGUCAUGUUGGCCCGAGAUGAAGAAAGAUGCUACACGCGGUACCCGCAGCUGGGUGCAGCAAGCCACCAAGAGCUCCCAUAUUUCCCGUGAACUAUCCACAUUUGUGCCAAGGCCCAGAUCCAAGCGUCACCGAAAUUCUUUUUAUCCAAUGCUAAGUAACUCUGCUGGUUGCCGUGUUCAUCUGCACCCUCAAGGGGAUACUAUGGAGCAGCCUGAAGAUUUAUCAGGUGAUGCCCCGAUGACUAUUGGAAUUACAUCAAGUCUACCCGAGUGCUCCAAUGCGCUCUGCCUGGUGCAAGCCAUCCUCGCUAAGGAGCCACAGAUCGUUAUCAACGCUGAUCUUGACGUUUCAGAGUCGUUACCACUUCCGGAAAUCAUAUCGAAGAUAACCAUAGUGGGAUUAUGCACCGACGGCCCUUGCCGGAUCGAUGGCUGUGGCAAUGGCCAGAUAUUUGUGGUUGGUGUAGGUGGCACUCUCACACUGAAGGAUUUGGAAAUCACAGGCGGAAGUUGUGGCGAAGGAGCGGCGGUGCUAGUCAUGGGUGGCAUCCAUGGCGGAGGAGGCCGUUUAUUAGCCCUCAACAGUGUCUUUCGUAACAACACAGUCUCAGGCACAGGAGGAGCAGUGACGGUGAAGGCUGGCGCCUUGGCCAACAUCCGCAGCUGCGUCUUCGAAGGAAACGAGGCUUCCAAAGGAGCGGCUCUCUAUGUGGGAGCAAGGGAGGAGACCGAGGAGUGUGGCUUGAAAACGUGUGUCACGGUUGUGAACACUGCGUUCUGGCACAACAAAGCGAGCUGGGGAGGGGCUGUUUAUGUCGAUGACGCUCCCAGUCGAUGCCCUGGCGAUGGUGGAGCUAAAUUCGAGUGCUCAACUUGCAGCUUUGUUAAUAAUACCGCCUGGGAGGACGGAGGCGCCAUUUUGCUGGCGUUUCUCUCGAGUGGAGCAGUUGGUCACCUUAAGAUGACCAGCUUCAUCAACAAUAAAGCCAAUAAUUCAGGAGGUGAUGUAGAGUUGCAAGCAGGUCAAAAUAAUACGCACGGCGUGGAGCUAGAUGCUUACAAGACUGUAUUCUCUGGCACAGAAGGAAUGGGUAUAUUGCAGGGAGUUCACGCUGUUGCAGUGAAGAGCUUCGCAACCGCCAACUUCGUGCGAUGUCAAACAACGAAUGAUAACGCCAUUGACUGUGGAGGAGGGACGUGCGACUUCUGUCCCAGCGAGCAAGAUCUCUACUCGAUGGCGCCCUCUAAUGACGUCUUUCUUGACACACCUAUAGGCCCCGGUGUUAAUUGUUCGGCACCGCCACCCCCGCUGUGCGACUGGGUGCCUCCGGAAUGCACGCUUCCGCCUCCUCCACCUUCUCCCCCACCGCCUUCACCACCUCCGCCUCCAUCACCGCCUCCCCCUUCACCCCCACCCCCACCUCCAUCACCACCACCUCCGCCUCCAUCCCCACCUCCACCAUCUCCACCACCUCCGCCAUCUCCAUCACCGCCACCACCCGCUCCUAGGCCUGUGAAGAUUUUCAGACCCCCUCCUCCGGAUUUCAUCUCCAACAGUGCUCCAAAAGCACCACCACCCCCUCCAGCUUGCGACUGUAGUUGUCCACUACCGCCACCGCCAUCGCACCAUCCCCCGGGUUACGUUGAGGGAGAUCCGCACUUCUUCGGCAAACAUGGAGAGCGCUUCGAUUUCCACGGCAAAGACAACCGGAAUUACUGCGUCCUCAGCGAUCCAGGCCUGCAAAUCAACAUGCAUGUCUUCCCAGGAAUCCAUCGCGGCAGUUCUUUCAUAUCAAUGAUCGGUGUUGUACAUCAAGAUUCCAACAUUCUCAUCAACAUACAUCCUCUUGUGAAUAAAACCCAAGCAACUGGCAAACAAAUGGUGGUUCAAAUAAAUGAUAUGGAUGUUGCUAUGGGCCAUGAGUUCAUUAGCAAAAGCAAUCGCAUGACUAUUAGCUAUUACCCAACAUAUGUUCAUGUUCGUAUUCCCGAUGUAGUGGACUUCAAUGUAACAAAAAUGAAGCCCACAUUUGGUAUUCAUGGAUCUGGAGCAAAUUAUAUCAAUUUUCAAUUGAAUGAAGUGAGAGUUUCUCCAAUAGUGCACGGCAUUUUGGGACAAACAUACCAGGAAACAAAAGAGGUUUAUGUGAAGUUACAUAAUGCCCGUCGCAUGGCUCCCAGCGAAGCCUCUAAAGUAUUCCUAGAUGGCAAUGAAGAUGAUUAUCUCACUUCAAAUAUUUUUGCUGCUGACUGCAAGUUUGCAACAUUUCAGAUGCAAGAGGGUUUUGUGAACCAUGUGAAAAGAAGGCUUCAAGUGAAGGUUAAACACAUUUUGGCAAGUGAAGAUGAAGACAAGGUUGUAAAAAGUUGUACUGGAGUUGGUAAUCCAACAAAUUUGUGCGUCAAUGUUGUUGGAGAUUGGGUCAAUUGAUGACAUUUAAAGCUCUUUUUGUCAACUUUAUUAAUAACUGGUGCAAUUGACCACUCAGGGAUUACCUUAGCUUGGCUUAACUAGUUGACUGUGUUUCCAUUCGGCUUGUAAAUAAAUAUACUAUUCAAUAUUCUUAGUAUAUUUUUAGAAAAAGGAAAACUCAAAUAAUGUACUUUUAAAUUAAACAAAAAUGUAAGGAAUGCAGGUAUUUUAUAUGCAUGUG
Physcomitrium patens is the source of this 3271-nucleotide messenger RNA. RefSeq lists its product as uncharacterized. Lineage: Eukaryota; Viridiplantae; Streptophyta; Bryopsida; Funariales; Funariaceae. The record is from RefSeq and is a predicted model, not a curated record.